AUGGAGUUUGUGCGUUUGCACUUUCCCAUGUCUCUGUCCAUCGCUAGCUGCUGCUUGGUUCAGAGCCCGCCUGCCUCUAGCCUCUCUCAUUGUUCUCCGUGGGAACACGCUGAGGCCACCUGCGCCUUCACCACCACACUGCCUGCCAUGAAUGGUGAUCAGCCAUCCCUAGUGGUGCAGAACUACUCUCUUGACUGCCAGGCUGCUGUCAACAAACAAAUCAACAUGGAGCUCACCGCCUCCUACACGUACCUGUCCAUGGCCUUCUACUUCAACCGAAAUGAUGUGGCCUUGAAGCACUUUGGCCAGUUCUUCCUGCGCCAGUCCCGUGGGAAGGGCGAGCGCGCUGAGAAGCUGAUGCACCUGCAAAACGAGCGCGACGGCCGCCUGAGCCUCCGGGACAUAAGGAAUCCUGGCCGCGACGACUGGGGGAACGGCGUGACGGCCAUGGAGUACGCCUUGGGCCUGGAAAAGAGGGUCAACCAGAGCCUGCUAGAUCUGCACCGCCUGGCCACCGACAAGGGCGACGCGCACCUGUGUGAUUUCCUGGAGCGUCACUAUCUGCACCAGCAAGUCAGGUCCAUCAAAGAGCUGGGGGACCAUAUCAGCAUCCUGCGCAAGACGGGAGCCCCGGAGGCCGGCCUGGCUGAGUACCUCUUUGACAAGCUCACCCUGGGCAACAGCGACAAGAACUGA
Messenger RNA from Manis javanica (Malayan pangolin), 696 nucleotides. The record is from RefSeq and is a predicted model, not a curated record. NCBI's taxonomy places the organism in Eukaryota, Metazoa, Chordata, Mammalia, Pholidota, Manidae.